CGCUGUACUUCGUAUUUAUCCAAUCUCCGAGUAGCAGUCACUGGCACAUUACUGCUCAGGAGCAGAAAUUGAGUCUAAACUUUUCAUGUGGGGAAACAGCGUAGAUUGAGUGUCUCUUUUUCCUCCCACCGUCCCCAUCAGUUCCUAUCUCCUAGUUCGUUAUUUAAAAAAAAUAAAAAUGCGCUUUCUUUGCACGGGCCCGCCACAGCUGGACUCAGUAGCAAUAGUCAAACGCAGGCGGGAGGACCUCGAGGAAAAGCAACAAAAAGAACUUCAAGCCAAAGGAGUUCUUGCUGCCGCCAUAUUCCUAAUCAAAACAAAUUCUGUCGUCGAAGUGAGUGAGCUAUGAAAAGAAACUGUCAAAGUCACCAAACACAGUGAACUUUUGUAAGAUGAAGAUCAUGAUAAAUAAGCUAUACUCUUGUCAACGGGGCGCGGGGCGGGCGCAACCCAAUGGACAAAAGCUUUCCAAUAGUCGAUGCUUGCUUGUUCUUCAAACUUAGUCUUUCCCUGUUUUGCGGACCUUUCAUCUCGCGUCGCACUGAUGUUUCCUAUCAUGGCGGGCCAGGCUUGGGGGGCGAGUCGUGGUAGUCCUGUUUCUUCAAGCGCGAUGUUCCCAUGAUGAAAAUGACGGAAGCUGCAGGCGCUGCACUAAGUAUGUUGAGUCAUGCGAGUGCAAGUAGCCAUGCUCAUCUUCUGGUUGGGGCCAAGAAUGAGAGGCAGAUUGCUUUCAUCAGCAGGACAGGAAGACAAGAAAAGCGAGGCUAUCUAGAAAUAGAAUCGUCGAGAAUCAGAACAGCAGUAGAUAUCACAAUGCAAAUCAUAAUGAAAGGAUUAUCGGGAGCGACGAUAAAUGUCCAUCAAUGGGAAUUGCGCCAUAUGUUAGUUUACCGGCCAGCCCCCGGCGGAGGCCGCCGGGGAGGGGGCUGUUCGGCGGAGGUGUUCCGGUGGGGAAGGCGGCGCCAAUCCAUCGCUGCCCGCCAAACAAGAAACAGAGAGCGCUGCCCGUAGUAGAUGGCGCGCGGGCGCGUCCUGCACUUGCAGGGCCGGCCCUGUUAGCUGUGCGCCGAGAGAAAAGGCGAGCAGGAUUUUUUUUCACCUGUAGCCGCAACAACUAACUUCACGACGCUACCGCGGCGGCGCACUUGCUGCCCCGCCGCGCGCGGGCGUUGUGAGUGUGAAGUUGCGGCCACCCUAGGUGGCCGCCCACGUUAAGGCGUGGCGCCGCGCCCCCUCUGGGGGACGCAGAGCGGCGCACUCACUUUGAACAGCCGCCCCGAUCUGAAAACAAAAGCAAGGCCGGCCGAUCUUUGCGCACGAGGCGGCGCGCGCAGACAAGCGGGCGUCGCUCCUGGAGAUGGUCCGGAAGAGGAUCCGGGAGAGGUCCCGAGAGGGUCCGUUGAGAGGUAGAGCAGAGGCUCCCGGAGAGGGUCGCGGUAGAGAGUCGCCUAGAGGGCCGCCCUAUACUACGCACCCUCUCCGACCCUCUUUCCCUGCCCUCUACUUGACCUCUCCCCAACCUCUACGUACCCUACCUCUGCGCGCGUAUAGCCCCGCUUUGGGGGCGUCUAUACGGCGCACCCUCUCCCGACCGUCUAUUUUAUCUCUCCGACCGUCUAUUUUACCUCUCGCGAACCUCUCCCAGACCUGUGCUGUACCCUCACCAGCCCCGUUUUCUUCCAUAUACAAUGAUAAUGAUAAUUCCCAUGGUGGAGGUGGAAACACAAGCAAUUAACAGUACAAUAAUGGCCGAAAAGGAAUCCGGAAAUCUGGACCGGACAAAAAGAAGGGAAUCCGCCCCUGGCAGGGGGGACCCCCGGGGGGUUCCCCCCCCCUGGACCCCCCCCUGGGACGUGGCGCGGUAAAUUUGUGCGAGAACAAGUUGUACAUACAAAAACAAUCGACGCGCACACGCAUGCGCGCAGCAGGAUUCUGCUGCUUAGGGCAUUGCGUUGCCCCGCCCCUGCCGAGUGGGGCGGCCAAAGGCCGCCGGCCGAAGGGUCGCACGCUUGCGCGAGGAGCUUGCCGGCUGGCAAACACCAAGAGGCCCACGCUGCCUUCUCUGUUCCCCCCGGGUUGAUGCGUGCGGCCACGCGUCCUGUUUUGCCCUUUUGGGCGGCCGAAGGCCGCCGGCCGAUGGUUCGCUCCUCUGUCGCCCGUCCGAGGUUAGUAUGAAUCCCGUGGCCCGUGUUAUAGCAAGGACAACAGCAAGAAAGCCUGGGCGCAUUCGAAGGGUUAGCUUGGGAACCAACAAAGUAAGCUGGGGCGCAAGCCGGCAACCAACGGCGCACGGGGCGGUCAGUAAGAGGGCCGGCCCGCUCGGAAGCAAGCGGCCCGCCUGCAAUUUUUUCGUGCCCUCCCCUUGCGCUAUCGGUUAGUCUAUUAUUUUGAGGCGCGCCCCCCUUUUUGUGGUCCGUCUCUCUUUCUCCCAACACCAUCGGCAUCACCCUACCUGCUUUUAUUCGUUCCGGUCCAGACUCUUAGGACCGGCCACCAAGGGGUCGCCCUUUAGAGCGACCCAAAUCUUGUAACUAUGUAUAACAAGCAAUAGCGUUAGCGUAGUUCUAGCCUGGCCCUGGGCCAUUUCUUCCCGG
Amoebophrya sp. A120 is the source of this 2594-nucleotide messenger RNA. NCBI's taxonomy places the organism in Eukaryota, Dinophyceae, Syndiniales, Amoebophryaceae. The record is from the annotation of a GenBank genome assembly.